CAGAGUCAUUCCUGAUCCAUGCUCUCGGAGUUGCGUGUGGAUUUCCUUUGUCAGGAGCUGGGCUGCCUCGCGAUCUCCACAACAAACCACAGAUACGGAGGUAUUAUUAUGAGGAAACCAUUAGAGGAUCUCGACCCUUCGUGGAAUCAGGGAGUCCAUCCUUUCAAUUAGGUUUAAGUGUAGGUGGGGCCAUGUCUGGCACUCCAUAGAUCUAAGGGACUGCACUGGACCUCCGCUCGUCAACCAUGGUUCCCAUGUUCUCUUGCGUGGAGCUGGGACCAGAGCUCGCCUCUGCGUUGCCGAGUAACAAGCGGCACCUGAGGCAGCAUGUGAGGAGGAAGCUGCGUCCUUCACGGAUUCUGGGCUUCGUCCUCAGCUUCUGCGCCCUUGCUCUGCUCCUGUGUUGGAGUGCCUUCAAAGGAACGGCCAUGUCUCUGUUCGGAGAGCCGCUGUCCCACAGAACUCUGCGCUCCACUGAUGGGGAUCAUAAUAUUUCAGUGGACGUACCAGUUGCAAUGGCAUCUGGGAUUGAGGGUCAAGGAGACUAUCCUGAGGACCUGUUCAGCCUGGAGGAGAGGCGGCAGGGAGCCGUGGUUCUGCAUAUGUUUGGCAUGCUCUACAUGUUCAUCGCACUAGCCAUUGUUUGUGAUGAGUUCUUUGUUCCUGCGCUCACUGUCAUCACUGAGAAGCUUGAGAUUUCAGACGAUGUGGCUGGUGCCACCUUCAUGGCUGCUGGAGGCUCCGCACCAGAGCUCUUCACCUCUGUGAUUGGCGUCUUCAUCUCCCACAGCAACGUGGGUAUUGGGACAAUUGUGGGCUCAGCUGUCUUCAACAUCCUGUUUGUGAUUGGGAUGUGCGCCUUGUUCUCGCGUGAGAUUCUGAAUCUCACAUGGUGGCCCCUCUUCAGGGACGUGUCCUUCUACAUCAUGGACCUCAUAAUGCUCAUCGUCUUUUUCCUGGAUAACUACAUCACCUAUGUGGAGAGCAUUGCCCUCCUAACAGCCUACUCUUCCUAUGUGCUCUUCAUGAAGUUCAAUGCCCAGGUGGAGGGUGUGGUCAAGGGCAUUAUGAACAGAAACCAGGUGGAUGAAAUAGAAGCUGCACCAAAGCUGGAGUCGGAUUUGUUGCUUUCCGAUGUGGUGUGUCCUUCUUAUGGAGCUCAGGUCAGCACUGCUCCAGACGAUGAAAACAAACUCUCGGCCAAGCCCCGCCUCCAGAGAGGAGGAAGCUCCGCCUCUUUGCACAAUUCGCUGAUGAGAAACAGCAUCUUCCAGCUGAUGAUCCACACACUGGAUCCACUCAGUGAAGGGAAGUUCAAGGAGAAAGCUUCUAUUCUGCACAAGAUCGCAAGAAAAAAGGGUCAAGAUGACGUCAAUGGUUUGGUAGAUAAGAACCUGCCCAACAGCUCCAAUGUGGAGGUGGAAGUGACUCCGCCCAUGAAUGGCAGCGUAGGGCAAGAGGCUGAGAAAGAGGAGGAAGAUGAAGAUCAGCCUCUCAGCCUGGCGUGGCCGAACACACACCGGAAACAAGCAACGUACCUCUUCAUCUUCCCCAUUGUGUUUCCACUGUGGCUCACGCUGCCCGACGUCCGCAGAGAGACUUCAAAGAGGUUUUUCCCUGUCACGUUUCUGGGCUCGAUCUCCUGGAUUGCUGCCUUCUCCUACCUGAUGGUUUGGUGGGCUCACCAGGUCGGAGAGACUAUAGGCAUCACAGAGGAAAUCAUGGGCCUGACCAUCCUUGCUGCUGGAACCUCCAUUCCUGACCUCAUCACCUCCGUCAUCGUGGCCAGAAAGGGUCUGGGGGACAUGGCUGUGUCCAGCUCCGUGGGCUCCAACAUCUUUGACAUCACUGUGGGUUUGCCGUUUCCAUGGCUCCUGUACUCCAUUGCGCACAACCUGAAGCCGGUGACGGUAAGCAGUAACGGUCUCUUCUGCGCCAUCGUGCUGCUCUUCCUCAUGCUCCUCUUCGUCAUCAUCUCCAUCGGCGUGUGCAAGUGGAGGAUGAGCAAGCUGCUGGGCUUCUUCAUGUUCAUGCUCUACUUCGUCUUCCUGGUGGUCAGCGUCAUGCUGGAGGACAAGGUCAUCAAUUGCCCUGUCUCGAUCUGAGAGAUUCGACUGGUGCCCCCUCAUGGAACCACUCUGCAGCGCACAUUACAAAGCCACGGUAACCAUACGGAGCCCCCUGGAGAACCUGAGAAUGACAAGGACGAUGCUUUGGCAUGAAAAAAAAAAACUUCUCCCAUGAAGGAACUGUGUUUGUUUUAUUUCUACUGAUAUUUUCUUCGUUUUUCAUGGGACAGUAGAGACCCAUGCAGCGUGCACUGCCCAUAGUUUGACGUGGGGGAAGAUUCUGUGCACUAGAUUUAGGCUGUUACAAUUUGUGGGACGGACGCAGGCUGGACACAGGAAACGGGAGACGCCACACCCAAGAAAGGAGCUGGACACAUGGCUUCUCUCUCCGAAGACUCAGGGAAACAGCAGGGGAAAAACAAUGAUGCUGUUAGCCACCCGACCACGUUCAGGACUUGAACUUUACGCUGUUACGUUAACGGAGUUUAAUGAAAUAAAAGCCUUGUGUUAGACAGCGAACGUGAAAACCGACGAUACGGGUGGGAGACGAAGCUUUGCGUUCGCUUCGUCUGCAAACGAGUCAGGGAUGAAUGUUUCGUUUUCUGUGUAUACCAUAUCAUUUUAACACGGCAGAUUUAGUGCCAUUUAGCGCUAGCGUUCAGACUUCUAGGGCUUCCGCUAACCGAACCAACUCGCGGGUUUGUUGCUGAAAAAUAUUCUUUGAAUAUCUAUAAUAUAAUCCAACGAAGUUUAUUCUUUGUAAUUAACUGUGCAACAUUUUAUAUGUUGUUUUCUUUGGAAUAACCGUAAACCUGGUUUUCAUUUGUCACGUGGAAUCAAAGCAGGGCAAAGGUUUGAGGAGUGGGCCGCCCGUCCCCGAUCUCUUUAAAAGACUAGUUAAGCAAAAUGCCAAUUAAACCUCAUUUAAACAGUUUUACCCCCUUUACCACGAGCGCAGUCGAUCAGCUAAGACAUGUUUGAGGCGUCUUUGGACCUACAAGGCGAACAAAUAAUGGAAUUAACCAAUCAACCCUAGACCUAAACCAUGGCACGCUUGCCUCAGAGCAUGUGGGCUUGAUCAGUGAUCUCUAUUAGACUUGAUUGUGAGGUUUCUGACGCUGUAUGACUCACUGUUGCCUAUAAACAUGGACUAAAGUACGUUAGCGCAAUGCUAAAAACAGUAGUAAGCAGAUAGGAGUGGGAAUGGUUACAGGCCUGACGAUCCAAUAUUAUCACCAGAUUUAAGCCAUGAUGUGGUUUUAUGUUUUUUCAUAUUUAAAAGUAUUGUGAUAUGAAAUAUUAUGAUAUAUUGUCAGUUUAUUACAUUUGACUGCAAAUUAGAAAACUGUUCUAUCUAAAGAAGUUUACACCUCAGGAGCAACACUGAGACGCGAGGUAGACAUAACAUUCAAGAAAACUCUGUCCUUACAUUUACAGGGGCUUUUAUUUGUGACGUAGCCAAUCAGCAUUUAGAACUUUAUACUUACAUAUUUAACCAGCAGUGGAGCGACAGCAGGUCAAUGAAAUGUUGGGAGUCUCGCAGAGUGACUCUGAUUCUAGAGGGAAUGGUGAGGUCAGACCUGGCUUGGGCGAGAUCUAAAAAUAAUUAGCUUGAUAUUUUCUAGGUGAAAACCGUGAUGACUGAUUGUAUCGCCCGUCCCAUAUGAUAUAUAAUACAAUACUAAUCCGACGUGUUGUCGAUUUUAAGCGACGUUGCUGCAAACGUGCAUUCAUGAGCUCCUUCUGGUGAAGGUUCACGUUGACUUGUUUGCUAACAGCAAGUCACCAUGAGGCUGGAGAACCUUCCAGCUGCAAUCCACACCUUUAAUCUGCUUUUCUCAUUUAAUGACAUGUUUUUUUCCCAAAAGUAUUGCAGUGUUGCGUGGUAUAUGUAUAUACGCUCAAGCCCGAAAAGCAAAUUUUAGACACCAAACACCAAGAGAGCAAACUUGAAUGAUGUUGAACGCUGUUAAAUAUGUAUCGAUUUCAAUCAUCGUAUUGGCCACUGAUUCAGUGAUUGAAUGACUGGCUAUUCAAGCAUGUUGAUCAGUGAAUAUAAACAUCAGUGAAUAUAAACAUCAACCCAACAUUGCUUGAAUCAGAGUUUGUUAUCUGGGUUGUCUUGGUUGAACUACAUCUGGCCUAAGUGGGCAAACUGGGUAAAUCUGGUUUUCCUCCAAACUAUUCCUUUAAAGCUUUCGAAGACUGGGUUCUAAGUCGGCUCUAAGGCUCGAAUCACAUACAUUCCGAGCUUAAAAACCCAAACAUGCCCUGAAUGUGUGAAACCUGAUUGUGCGGUGGACGUAAACACAGCCUUAGUGAGCUUCUAAUAUCUAAUUACUCUCUUUCUCUCAGGCACACUCUCUUUACUCUCACGCAACAACAACGAUAAAGAGAUUUUUAUAUAUACGUUAGGUGCAUCUUCAUCAUCAUCAUCAUCAUCAUCAUGAUCUACUGUAUCUAGGCUAUUUAACUACAUCAGUUACUCACUGUAUUGUUCCUGGGACUGCCGAACUGGACUGUAGGAAGCUGGCGUGAAUAGGCUCAUGCUGUGUUUCACCCGUACGACCUGCACGUAGCAGAUGUUCAUGGAUUUACGGGAUCCCAGUUUCCUGACGGUGCUCUUAGCGUUGCUACACCACCUCUGCAGUCCGAUGUUAUGCUUAGAUAAGAAAGCUCCUGUAUCUAUCCAUCUCAAAGUGUUGUAUAUGAACACUGACAGAAAUAAAAAAAUGACUUUUAAACUUGA
Molecule: messenger RNA, 4818 nt
Organism: Pygocentrus nattereri (red-bellied piranha)
Lineage: Eukaryota; Metazoa; Chordata; Actinopteri; Characiformes; Serrasalmidae
Gene: slc24a2b
Product: solute carrier family 24 member 2
Exons: 11
Coding region: 246-2105 (619 amino acids)
Biological process (GO): intracellular calcium ion homeostasis; long-term synaptic depression; calcium ion transmembrane transport
Cellular component (GO): membrane
Molecular function (GO): calcium, potassium:sodium antiporter activity; calcium channel activity
Source: RefSeq, a predicted model, not a curated record